CCGUCAACACUCCCAAGAUGGCGGAUAGUGUGCGCAUGCGCAAAGUUGGUUUGCCGCACCCGUCAUUUUUGUAUCCAACAGUCGACCAAGUCUCUGCUCGUCUAUCUCCUUCUUGUCUCACAUUAGCAAUACUGGCGACGUUACGUUUAAAAGUGCAGCUUCUCCUCUUUCUAUUAUUCUAAUAUUGGUAGUUUUGCGUCGAUAUAAACUAGUCGCAGUUGACUUUGGAGCUAAUGGGGCUAGCUUAGCUUGUUAGCCGCGAACAAAGAGAGGCGGGAGUUGGCCAAACAUCAUCAAAGUGGACAUUUUAAGUAAUUUCAAGUGUGGAAGAAGAAGUAUAUGUUGUGUUGAAGAAGAAGAGUAGCGCAGUGGGAGGAUGAAGGUCUGCAAGAAAAGAGGAGAAGAAGCAACAAGGAGGAGCAUCAAGUUGAAGUCAGCAUCGCCGGUAAAAACCAAACGAGGGACUUUCGCAUCUCUUGACACUGGAGCAACUUAAAUCCGUCGAUUGAUGUCCGUGAGGAACAUCUUCCUCCCCAGCAGCAGGAGUGGAGCUCCGAGAUAGAGCAGGAGGAGGCACAGCCCUGCCACUUCAAAGAGGAAGAGGAGGACCACAGCAUCAGCCAUCUUGAAGGAUUGGAGGAGUUCCCGAUGAUCCGUGUGGUCGUGAAGAGUGAAGAAGAUGAGGUGAAAGGUGAGAGUGAGGAGAGGAGAGAGGAGGAGCCUCCGAGCAGCAGCUCAUCAAGUCAACACAGGACAAGAGAAGGUGAUGGUGGAGGAUCACAAGCAGACUUAGCUCCACUCUCAGAGAGCGAGGACACCACGUCUCCUGACACUGAUGAUGAGGACGUAAAAGCUGGUACCACAUGUCACUCUGACAACACGCGCUUUCAAUGCCCUCAAUGUGACAAAAUAUUUGGCAACAAGAAAAAUCUGACAAGACACACGAGAUCUCACACUGGGAAGAAACCCUUCAGCUGCUCGGUGUGCGGUAAAAGCUUUUCUUUCAAGGGCGGUUUGACCGCGCACACACGAACACACACGGGGGAGAAACCCUUCCUUUGCUCAGUGUGUGGUAAAAGUUUCUCUUUAAGAGGUAACCUGUUGAUGCACGCGAGGACACACACCGGAGAGAGACCGUUUUCCUGCUCAAUCUGCAAUUCUACUUUCGGAGUCCACGCGGUGUUGACCAAACACAUGCGAACGCACACAGGAGAGAAACCUUUUGCCUGCUCAUUUUGCGGCAAAAGAUUUGCCGAAAGUUCCCAUUUGAUAACCCACGUGAGGUCGCACACCGGCGAAAAGCCUUUUUCCUGCUCCGUCUGCCAAACCAGCUUCAGCGAUCGCUCGGGGUUGGUGAAACACACGAGGACGCACACCGGGGAGAAACCUUUCACCUGCUCGGUUUGCGGUAAAAAAUUCUCCAUCAAGGGACACAUGAAAACGCACGAGAGAACGCACACGGGGGAAAAACCAUAUUCCUGCUCGUUCUGCAACAAAAGUUUUGCAGACCGUUCGGCGUUUGUCCGCCACACCAGAACACACACGGGCGAGAAAGUCUUCAGUUGCAGUGUGUGUGACCAAAGGUUCUCGUACAAGUAUCAAGUCACCAAUCACAAGUGCGCAGGCGACGACAACAGCAGUCCUUGAAGCUGCUGGACUUAUUUGUGCUGUAAACAUCACUUAGUAUUUCACUGAAAUAUUAUUGGAAUGGAAACCGUGCAAAAAUAUGUAUUUUAUCUUUGUUAAAUGUACGUACCUUGCUGUGUAGGGCACGCCACCGAAUGUAAUGUUGCAACUACGUAGUAGCGUCGCUGGUCUUAAGUACUACACCAUAUUGCCAAAAGUAUUUGGCCACUCACAUAUGAAAUUCAAGUGCCCUCCCAUAGGGUUCAAUAUGAUGCAAGUCCACCUUUUGCAGUUAUUACAGCUUCAACUCUAAGGGGAGGGCUGUCCACAAGAUUGCAGAGUGUGUUUAUAGGAAUUUUCCACCAUUCUUCCAAAAGCGCAUUGGUGAGGUCACACAGAAGACCUGGCUCUCUGCCUCCGUUCUAAUUCAUCCCAACAGUGUUCUAUCAGGUUCAGGUCAGGACUCUGUGCAGGCCAGUCAAGUUCAUCCACACCAGACUCUGUCAUCCAUGUCUUUAUGGGACUUGCUUUGUGCACUGGUUGCACAGUCAUGUUGGAAGAGGAAGGGGCCCGCUCCAAACUGUUCCCACAAGGUUGGGAGCCUGGAAUUGUCCAAAAUGUUUUGGUAUCCUGGAGCAUUCCAAGUUCCUUUCACUAGAACUAAGGGGCCAAGCCCAACUCCUGAAACACAACCCCACACCAUAAUUCCUCCUCCACCAAAUGUUACACUUGGCACAAUGUAGUUCAAAAUGUAGCGUUCUCCUGGCAACCUCCAAACCCAGACUGGUCCCUCAGAUUGCCAGAUGGAAAAGUGUGAUUCAUCAGUCCAGAGAAGGCAUCUCCACUGCUCUAGAGUCCAGUGGUGAUGUCCUUUACACCACCGGAUGGAUCGUACUUUCUCCGUCACUUAUUGUUUGUCUUUGGUACACUAAUGUGUAUAUUUUAGGCCAUUGUUUUUUUCUUUUAUUUUAUUUUUCAAAAAUAUAUAUAUAUAUUUUUAUAUUGCUAUUUUUAUCUUUGGUAUGAAAAUUAAAAUGUAACAUAAGUUAUUUUUUUGGGGUUCUUUGUAUUAAGACAUUUUAUUAUUUGAUCAUGUUGUACUGCAUUUUAAUCUUUUGUUUUGUGAUUGUGUGAUGUUUUUUGCCUGGACCUCUGGAAGAAUAGUCUCUACUGCGGUGUAGACUUAUGGGGAUCUUUAAUAAAAUAAACUAAACUGCAUCCCA
Messenger RNA from Nerophis ophidion (straightnose pipefish), 2849 nucleotides. Its product is annotated as gastrula zinc finger protein XlCGF17.1-like. Gene Ontology annotation, biological process: negative regulation of transcription by RNA polymerase II; regulation of immune system process; regulation of cytokine production. Lineage: Eukaryota; Metazoa; Chordata; Actinopteri; Syngnathiformes; Syngnathidae. The record is from RefSeq and is a predicted model, not a curated record. The transcript is spliced from 3 exons. The coding region runs from base 649 to 1647 and encodes 332 amino acids.